CUAAAGCCUAAAGGAACAUGCGUCUUCACAUGAUCCGGUUUCGUACGGAAAACAGCAUGUGAAAGUUUAUUGACUUUAUUCUGUAAGACAUCUCAGCCACCCCACGUAUAAUCAGAAGAUGGAUUUUUCCGAAAGAAACGAAAUAUCAAAAAGGUAGGUAAGUAGUAAUAAAUAUAAAUAUUCACUUCAAAAGGUAUUCAAGUCUGUGGAGUGUGCAGAAACCAAAGGCGAGGAGAGGAAGCAAGGCCGUCUCGGUGUCCAAUGCGAGGUGGCGCGUGAGCUUCACAGCCUCUUCGUUGUAUUGUUGCAGCCGCUUGGAUUCAAAGAAUUGAUCGAUCAGUUUGAUUUGGCUUAAAGAGAUGGCGGAAGGAUUCUGCAAGCAGGAACCGGUGGUUGGAAUUUUGGCCUUUGAUGUUGCAUAUGUCAUGUCUAAGCUGGUCGCUCUAUGGGAGUCCCUUAAUAAUGUACAAGUUGGGAUGCUCAGAAAGUUUAUGUCGGAUUCGGUGGGGUUUAAAGAGCUUGUGUCACAUGAUGCCGAUUUCAUUCGAGGUUUAAUACCCGGUGAAUUGUUUGAGAAUAUGAUCCCUUUAACAAAAUCUGUGGCCAGGCUUGGUAAGAAUCAUUGCUCUGAUCCUAGGUUGAAGGAUUUUGAGCAGGCUGUUGGUGAUUUGAUCGACAAUGGUGCUGACCCUUUUAAAUGGGUGCUUCCAUACGAGGAGAUGGGAAAGGAGGCCAAAAAGAUGAAGAGUUUUGUGUCAGUCACCGGAGAUUUGUAUCACCAGAUGAAACUUGUUUCGCAUCUUGAAGAUACUAGAAGCCGCAUGGAUGGUCCAAAUUGGCUUGAGAUUCAGCACAAGAUAGAGCUGAAGCAGUUCGAGGUGGACAAGUUAAAAGAGGAGUCUUUGUGGAACAUGACUUUCAGUUACAUAGGUAUUCUAUUGGCAAGAUCUGUCUUCUCAAUUUUCAGUCGUAUCAAGUCUGUUUAUGGUGUUCCUCAACUUGUGGCCGAAGAUACUGAUCACACUAGUAUUCCUAGUCCAUCAAUUUUCAGCAAGUACAAGCUCUUGGAUGCUCCACCUGACACACUUGGUGCUGCUGCCUUAGUUCUCAAGUAUGCAAAUAUUAUCAUCCUAAUUGAACAUUUAGUACGUUCUCCUGUCUACUUUUAUAAAGCACGCAGAGAUGAACUGUACAAUAUGUUGCCUGCAAAUAUGAGAGCUGAGCUAAGUGAAAGGCUGCCCCCGGUCCAGAGCUCGCUUUGUUUAUCAAUUAAAGAUGUGGCAGCAGAGAGGAAUGUGGCAAUGCUUGAAAUGUUAGAAUGGUUAGCACCUCUUGCUCAUAAUACCAACAAAUGGCUCUCCAUGUGGAAGCGUCAACAGAAGGCCUAUGCUUCACCAGGUGCAAUGUGCUUCUGGUUCAAACUCUAUACUUUGCAAGUCCACAGAAGACAGAGGCAGCAAUAAUGGAUCUCAGUUGUUGGUUUGCAAUACAAAAGGCGAGCUUUGGAAAUGCAUCUUUGUGGUCCUGAACUCCUGAAACCUGUUGCAUGCCGGAGGAGACGGAAGUCCAUUGUUCUCGAGGAGUCCAAAACAGUAUCUGUAGUUUAGUUAUAAUAUGAGUGUACGUUAUUGAGAGUCCCCGUUCAAGUACUAUUUAAGUAGUAUGUCUUCUAUAAUCUGACUGGUACUUUUACAUUCCUUUAGUACUGUACGAGUACGAGCUUUUACAAUGUCUAUAAGGGCCGGCAUAUGGUGAACUCGCUCUACUGGAACAUAGUUGUCCAAUGGAGAGAUAGACUCAUUCUGAUGACUAUUAACAACAUGUUUUAUCAGCUUGCAUUAUUACCUGUAUACUAUUCCAUGGAACUGUUUGAUUUUUAGGCUCUAUGUGCUUCAUCACAUUCAUUUAUCUCUUUGAUUUUGCCCUGUCCUCUUUU
This is a messenger RNA of Fragaria vesca subsp. vesca, 1936 nucleotides long. RefSeq lists its product as uncharacterized. Gene Ontology annotation, biological process: positive regulation of growth. Lineage: Eukaryota; Viridiplantae; Streptophyta; Magnoliopsida; Rosales; Rosaceae. The record is from RefSeq and is a predicted model, not a curated record. The transcript has 2 exons. Bases 360 to 1463 code for a protein of 367 amino acids.